This is a messenger RNA of Paramecium pentaurelia, 1046 nucleotides long. Lineage: Eukaryota; Ciliophora; Oligohymenophorea; Peniculida; Parameciidae. The record is from the annotation of a GenBank genome assembly.
AUGGGAUGCUAAAUUGGAAAGACCAAUCAAAUUUAAAUUAGAUCUAAGUAUAACAAUCUUGUAGGAAUCAAAUUUUAAGAAGCUAUUGAAAGUAGCAACCCUUAAUUAAAAUAUUUGUAAAAUAAAUGGAAUCAAUUUGAAAUCAAAGACUUUACUGCUGCACUUAAAUUUAAAUAAAGUGAUCCAACUAGAUUUAGAAAGUAUCUUAUGAAUGGAGCACUCUCUUCUAAUAGAUGGCCUUUAUGGAAAGUAUCCUUAUUUGUUGAUAACAUAUUUGAAUCAGGGUGUUAUGAAGCCUUGUUAAAAAGUUCAUAAAAUUAAUUUGAUAGUGAUAUUGAAAAAGACCUACCAAGAACUCUACCAGGUCAUCAAGAAUUUCAUAAAAAAUCUUAAGCAUUAUAAAAUGUACUCAAAGCUAUUGCUGUUUAUAAUAAUGAUUAUGUGACAGGCAUGAAUUAAGUGGCUGGAUUCUUAUUAUUAGUAUGUGGAAUGGAGGAAGAGGAAGCCUUUUGGAUGCUAAAUUAUUUGAAUAUCAAUCCGUAAUUCAAAUUUCAUUAAUUAUAUCAAACGAGUGAUUCAUAGAGUAUAAAGUAAUUUAGUUAUUAGAUUAAAGAAAUCAAUUUGAAUUUGUUGAAAAAUUAUUAAACAUAUUCCAUAAGCAUUUCAAAAAUCAAAUGCCAUAAUUGUAUCAACAUUUUGAAGCUUAAGAUAUAACUCAAUAUUGUUAUAUAUGGAAAUGGAUAUUUUCACUAUUUCUUCAAACAUUCCCUUUUGAAGUGGUACUCUAUUUCUUUGAUUUUAUGAUUGCUAACAAUAUUUUAGCAAUUAUAUCACUAUCUCUUGCUUUACUAAAACACUUUCAAUCUCAUCUACUUAAAUUAGAUUAAUACUAAAUUGCUUAAUUUAUCACUUAACUUUCAGAAUGCUAAGAUGUCUUUGAUAAAUCAAAACAUUCAAAUCAUUUAUGUGUAGAAUAAAUCAUAAUUUAUGCUUCCUAAUUUCAAGAACAAUUAGGAUUUUCGAGAUUAGAAGAAACUUUAAAAUGA